Molecule: messenger RNA, 2539 nt
Organism: Glycine soja
Lineage: Eukaryota; Viridiplantae; Streptophyta; Magnoliopsida; Fabales; Fabaceae
Product: cation/H(+) antiporter 28-like
Exons: 4
Coding region: 118-2481 (787 amino acids)
Biological process (GO): proton transmembrane transport; regulation of pH
Cellular component (GO): membrane; endomembrane system
Molecular function (GO): antiporter activity
Source: RefSeq, a predicted model, not a curated record
AAAAUUGCGUGCUUGGAGAUGAGAUUGUACAUGGUAAGUUGGAGAAAAAGAAAACCAAGAUAAUAGAUAUACACAAACAUUAACAUAGAUAUCUAAUCAAGCCAAGCCUCGAUCGACAUGGCAAUAGCGAUAACGCAAUGUUCAGAAAAGCUAGGCUACCUUAUACUUCAAUUAGGCAAAAAUUUCCUUGUGUUCAUGGCCAUGGUGGUUGCAUGCAAUGGUGCACAUUUCCUACUAAAGCCUUAUUCACAACCUCGCGUUGCUUCUGACAUAAUGGUAGGACUAAUUAUGGGGAACAUACCUUUUUUACGUGAACUAUAUGAAGAAUUCAACAAGACCUUUGGAUUUAUCAUUGAUUUUGGCAUGAUGUGUUACAUGUUUGCUUUGGGUAUAGAGAUGGAUCCUUACAUGCUCUUCAAGAGACCAACAAAGGAUGCUCAAGUUGCUUAUGCAGCAAUAUUGUGCACUUUCAUCAUAUGCUGUUCCAUGACACCACUCUUCCGUUACUUCACACACCAACAUGGAUUAGCAUUCACCCUCUCCCUCUCUGCUCUUGUCUCCAGCACGGCGUCUCCCGUUCUCACGCGUCUAAUAACCAGCCUCAAAAUAGGAAAAUCAGACAUUGGAAGCCUUGUCAUAGGUGCCGGGAUGCACUCGGAUUUCCUCUGCUCAUUGCUUCUUUCAGUUGGCUACAUUUUCAUGCCAUCGGAUGCUUAUUGCAUUGGCACUAAAAAAGACAAGACUCUGCUGACCAUCAUCACAGUGAGCAUUGUAAUUGUAGCACAGACAAUGUUCACAGCGGUGGUUUCGCCAGUAUUUAUGGCAUGGGUGAACAAUGAAAACCCUGAAGGGAAACCCAUGAAAGGAUCACACCUGAUACUGUCAAUUGCCUUCGUGGUAAUGAUUUGUGCCUCCUCAACUCUAUACGACUAUAGUCCGGUUCUAAGUGCGUUUAUGACAGGGAUAUGUUUACCCAGGGAGGGUAGAGUUUCCAAAUGGGUUGUCAGCAAAAUCAACUCUCUCUUGACAACCAUCUUCUUUCCCGUCUUCUUCUUGUGGAUGGGGUAUGUGGCUGAUAUCACCAAAUUCGACCCUGGAGACCCUACAACGUGGCUAAGAGUGAUUUUACCCAUUGCCAUAGUGGUCGUGGGUAAAGUUGUUGGCACACUUGUUGCUGGGGCACUGCUUGGCUUUCACUGGCCAGAAUCAAUUGCAAUCGGAUUGCUCCUUAUCACCAAGGGCCAUUUUCAAAUCUACAUGGCUAUCAAAGGGCUGAGUUGUGGCACCGCCACUACUUCCUCCUCCGGCAUUAUUUCGGUAAUUACAAUAUUUUUAACAUUGGUGCAUGCCCCCAUAGUCGUGGCACAAAUCAUCAAACGUGCCAGGAAAAGGGCACCUACUCACAGCAACGCCCUCCAAUUACUGGACCCAUUAAGUGAGCUAAGGAUAUUCUUGUGCCUUCACGGACUUGAUAAUGUUCCUGCUUCCAUCAACUUCAUGGAGAUCUCAAGGGGGUCAGCAGACUCUGGUAUUCUGGUAUAUGUUGCAGAAAUUAUUGAAUUAACUGAUCAAAUAGCAGCAACAAUGGAGAGUGGUGAAGGAGUGCAUACAACAACUAUAAAAGACAAGGAAGUGACAGAGAUAAGAGAACAAGUAACCAGCUCCUUUCAAGCCUAUGUAGAUAGAGAUGGCGAUGGGAUUACAUUCAAAAGAUCACUGGCAGUGUCAACAAUCACUAACAUGGCAAAGAAUAUCUGCGUCUUAGCAGAGGACUUGAUGAUUGCCCUCAUCAUACUUCCAUUCCACAGGAAACAGCGUCAGGAUGGAAAACUGGAUGGUGGCAAUCCAGGCUUCAGAUACGUGAACCGGAAGUUAUUGAAGAGUGCUCCUUGUUCCGUGGGGAUUCUAGUGAACAGAGGUUUCGGAUCCAUCGAGAAAAUAUCAAGGUUUGAGGCAUUGCUUAAAGUGGCAGUAAUAUUCAUUGGUGGAAAAGAUGAUAGAGAAGCACUUGCCUAUGUGGGUCGUGUAGCAUGGCAUCCGGGAGUAAAAGUGAUAGUAAUAAGAUUCCUGGUAGAUACCAAUGAAGAAUCUUCAAGACUGGCAGCGCAUAGGGUAACCCUUACAGAGCAAGAGGAGGAGAUGGGGUUGGAUGAUGAAUGCUUUGCACAGUUCUAUGAAAGGUAUAUAGUUGGAGGUCGCAUAUCCUAUAUGGAGAAGCAUCUUGCAAAUGCAUCUGAGACCUUCUCUACUCUGAGAUCAUUUGAAGGACAAUACUCACUGGUCAUUGUAGGAAGAGAAGGUGGAGCAAACUCUAUAUUGACAAAGGGGAUGAAUGACUGGCAACAGUGCCCAGAACUGGGACCAAUAGGGGAUGUUCUUUCAGGACCAGACUUCUCAACGUCAGUAUCUGUGUUAAUAAUCCAACAACACAAACUUAGGGGAGAAUUAGAUGGACUUGACGAGGAAUUCUCUAUCAUGUAGAUGUCAAUGGAUAGGUAGUGUAGAGAUAGAUACAAACUGUAGCAAAGAAACUGAAAAU